AUGGAUUCCACCUCUCAGUUUAGUUGUGGUGACGAUGACAGAGACUGGCUAAGUGAAGAAGUGUUUUCUGGUGUGGCUAGCUCUAGUGGGGAGGACGAGGAACAUUCUUUUGAGACUGACUCUGAGGGAUGCGAGAUGAAUGAAGAGGUGAACGGGAAUGGAUUGGGCGUAGACCUGGUGCCAAGUGACGGGGAUCCUCCCAGCUGCAGGUCCGUGGAGGAUUUUAUGGACCAUGUGUUUAACACCGAGGAAGAGGCUUAUGCAGCGUACAAACAGUUUGCCCGGUUAAGGGGGUUCGGUGUAAGGAAGGGUGACGUGGCUCGAGUAGACGGUGUUUUGGUGCGGCGAGACUUUUUUUUGCCACCGGGAGGGUACAAGGUUUGGAAGGUCAGGAGGAUCGACGACAGCCACAACCACCCUCUUGCUGCAACUAUGUUUAAUCAUCUUCUUCCUAGUCAUCGGAGUUUGAGCGAGAGCAAUAAGGCACAGGUCGAUAGUUUGAAGAAGUUCGGUAUAGCCACAUUGAAGAUUAUGGCUUACAUGGCCGGGCAGUCAGGAGGAUACGGGAUGCUUCAGUUUACCAAAAGAGAUCUGUAUAACUAUGUUCACAUCCAGAGACUGUCUCAAAUAAAUGACGGGGACGCGGCAGCAACGAUAAGUUAUUUGGAGGGUAAGGCGAACGCCGACAUCAUGUCCGUCGCCAGAUACACGAAACCAUUAGAGGGUCGACUAGGGAGUCUCUUCUGGGCUGAUGGACAGAUGAUGGCGGAUUAUAAGCUGUUUGGCGACGUGGUUGCAUUUGAUGCAACAUACCGAUCCAACAAGUACAAGAAGCCUCUAGUAGUCUUCUCUGGAUCUAAUCACAACAAGCAGACUGCGAUUUUUGGGUUUGCGUUACUCGAGGACGAGGAGGUCCGUACAUAUAGGUGGGUUUUGUUGAAUCUUGUGGACAUCAUGGAUAAUAAGAAGCCUUCCGUCGUGGUCACCGACGGGGAUAAAGCCAUGAGAGCAGCGAUAGAUGAUGUACUUCCUUCAGCCAGGCAUCGGCUUUGCGGGUGGCAUUUGGAAAAGAACUGUGUGAUGCAGGUGAAGGAGCCUGAUUUUCGGAAGGUCUUCAAGAAGGAAAUGUACGCAAAUCUCGAUGUUCUGGUGUUUGAGGAUCACUGGACGACGACCGUGCAAAGUCUUGGUCUAAUGAACAACAGUUGGGGUGGUGAAGGUUAUCGCAAUAACGAGGUUACAGCCCAGUUCUAUUCGACGUAUUACACGCCCGUGUUGAUCACAGGUCUGGAUAAGAUUGAGCUAUUUGCUUCGAAGAUAUACACUGGAAGUGUCUUCAAGGAGGUCAGGAAACAAAUCAAAGCGGUCGGGGGAUUACUAUUUCUGGGAAAAGACACCAUCAGCACAACCUCGGUGUACAAGUUCUCAAGCACGGCGAACCGUCGUAGUGUCCGCAGGGUGUUGUAUGAUCCAACUGAGCCUAAGAUUGAGUGUGACUGUCAUAUGUGGAACAGUGAAGGUAUUCCGUGCACCCACAUAUUUUCUGUGAUGAAGUAUGAGGGGUUGGAAGAGAUCUCGCCCAGUUUGAUAUUGAGGCGGUGGUGUAAAGACGCCAAGGAAUGGACGCCAAAAGAAACAGAACGGGAAGAGACGCACGGUUCUUGA
This is a messenger RNA of Arachis ipaensis, 1665 nucleotides long. The record is from RefSeq and is a predicted model, not a curated record. Lineage: Eukaryota; Viridiplantae; Streptophyta; Magnoliopsida; Fabales; Fabaceae.